CUCAGAGGCAGGGGCCAUGAGACAGGCACACGCACCAUGGGGCACCUGGAGCUGGCUGUCUUAGGCCUCGCCUGCUGCUUGGCAGUAGUGAGGGCAGCAAAGCUGGGCGUGGUGCACACGGAAGGGGGCUUCGUGGAGGGCGUCAACAAGAAGCUCGGCUUCCUCGGCAUCGGCGGCCGCUCUGUGGACAUCUUCAAGGGCAUCCCCUUCGCUGCCCUGCCCAAGGCCCUAGAGAACCCCCAGCCGCACCCCGGCUGGCAAGGGACCCUGAAGGCCAAGGACUUCAAGCAGCGAUGCCUGCAACUCACUCUCACCCAGUUAAAUACCAAGGGCUCCGAGGACUGCCUCUACCUCAACAUCUGGGUCCCCCAGGGCAAGAAGGAAGUUUCCCAGAACCUGCCUGUCAUGAUCUGGAUCUUCGGAGGAGCCUUCAUCUUUGGGGCCGGCCAAGGGUUUAACGUCUUCAGUGACUAUCUGUACGACGGGGAGGAGAUCGCCACGAGGGGCAACGUCAUUGUGGUCACCUUCAACUACCGCAUUGGGCCGCUGGGCUUCCUCAGCACUGGGGAUGCCAACCUGCCAGGUGUGCUGGGCGCUUUGGGCCAGGGCAUGAAGCUGACAGUCUGGCUGUCCUUGGUGGAGCCCGGGUGGGCAGGACAGAUUCUCUCUCCCUACAACAAGGGCCUCAUCCGGCGAGCCAUCAGCCAGAGCGGCGUGGCGCUGACCCCCUGGGCCAUCCAGAAGAACCCUCUCUUCUGGGCCAAGCAGAUCGCCAAGAAGGUGGGCUGCCCCCUGGACGAUACCGCCAGGAUGGCCAAGUGUCUGAAGGUCACCGACCCCCGGGCGCUGAUGCUGGCCUAUAAGAUACCCCUUUUGGGACGGAAGUACCUCUUCCUGUACUCUUUGGGCCUCCUGCCUGUCGUGGAUGGAGACUUCAUCCCCGACGACCCCAUCAACCUUUUCGCCAACGCGGCCGACAUCGACUACAUCGCUGGCACCAACGACAUGGACGGCCACCUCUUUGCCAGCGUUGACGUGCCAGCCAUCAACAUGGACUUGCUGACCGUCACAGGGGAGGACAUCUUCAAGCUGAUCAGACAGGUCACCAUCGCCAAGGGGCCCAGAGGUGCCAAUGCCACCUUUGACCUCUACACCGCAUCCUGGGCCCAGGACUCCUCCCAGGAAGCCAAGAAGAAGACGUUGGUGGAAUUGGAGACCGACAUCGGCUUCCUGAUGCCCACCAAGAUGGCCGUAGCCCAGCACAGAGCCAACGCCAAGUGCUACCGGGCCCAAGACAGGACUGUCUCCCGGACCAUGAUCGCCUACUGGACCAACUUUGCCAGAACUGGGGACCCCAACCAGGGCCACUCGGCUGUGCCCACCCAAUGGGAGCCCUACACCCAGGAAAACGGCAACUACCUGGAGAUUAACAACAAGAUGGAUGACCAGUCCAUGAAGCAGCACCUGAGGAGCAGCUACCUGCAGUACUGGACCCAGACCUACCAGGCUCUGCCCACCGUAAAUAGAGACGGGAUCACCCUCCUGCCCUACUCGGACAACUCUGAGGCUCCCCCUGAGCCCCCCACUGGUGACUCUGAGGGGGCUCAGAUGCCCGCAGCCAUUGGCUUCUAAUGUCCCUGCCCCAGAGGCCACAGGUGGGACCCAGGGAGCCCACCUCCCUCCCCAC
Molecule: messenger RNA, 1687 nt
Organism: Myotis brandtii (Brandt's bat)
Lineage: Eukaryota; Metazoa; Chordata; Mammalia; Chiroptera; Vespertilionidae
Product: bile salt-activated lipase-like
Biological process (GO): chemical synaptic transmission; neuron cell-cell adhesion; synaptic vesicle endocytosis
Cellular component (GO): cell surface; postsynaptic specialization membrane; synapse
Molecular function (GO): signaling receptor activity; sterol ester esterase activity; neurexin family protein binding
Source: RefSeq, a predicted model, not a curated record